AUGUACCGCGAACUAACUAUUUCAAGCGAUAUUCCUGCCCGAAAGCUUAGCAAAGUUUUCAAGACCGGUAAGCUUAGUCUUACAUCAAACGAACUCAAGGGUAGCGGCUCUGUUAUCCACCUUCAUCCGACGUCUUAUGAGAAAGCUAUUAAGGCUCGUAAGGCUGGACGCGGUGUCAGACUUGACAUUACCAAGCACGAAGUAAAGAAGGGAUACAAGAGGGCUCAAGGAGGUUCUAUUUGGUCCAAGGUGUGGGGAGGGAUCAAGUCUGCUUUCAAAUUCGCUAAAGAUUCGGGAAUCUUGAGCAAAGCCGUUGAUGCUGCCGUUCCUGCGUUAGCAACGUAUGCCGGUCAGCCAACGGCUGCCAUCCCCGCGCGAGCUGCAAUUAAGUCUCUAACAGGAAUCGGUAUUUACGACUCCGAUAGCGACAAGGAGGGAGGACGUGUAUCGAUGGCUGACGUAAAGAAGGCUGCUAAGAAUGCUCUUGGAUAUGCCAAACGUAGAGGAAUCAUCACUGAUGCGGUCGAUGCAGGAGAGAAGUUCCUACUAUCAAAAGCUACCAAGCCUGAACAUGAGGAUCUAAUCAGAUCUAUGCGAAAGGAGGUUCGUCGUCGUUAUGGAGUAGGAGUAGCAAAGAAACGCCCAGCGAAGGAUUCGGCGGAGAUGAAGGAGCGAAUGGCAAAGCUACGAGCUAUGCGAAAGAAGGGUAAGUCUGGAGGUUCUUUUACAUUGUAA
Phytophthora sojae is the source of this 735-nucleotide messenger RNA. RefSeq lists its product as hypothetical. NCBI's taxonomy places the organism in Eukaryota, Oomycota, Peronosporomycetes, Peronosporales, Peronosporaceae. The record is from RefSeq and is a predicted model, not a curated record. Bases 1 to 735 code for a protein of 244 amino acids. The transcript has a single exon.